This is a messenger RNA of Eucalyptus grandis, 1514 nucleotides long. RefSeq lists its product as uncharacterized. Lineage: Eukaryota; Viridiplantae; Streptophyta; Magnoliopsida; Myrtales; Myrtaceae. The coding region runs from base 313 to 1011 and encodes 232 amino acids. The transcript is spliced from 7 exons. The record is from RefSeq and is a predicted model, not a curated record.
ACCAUGUUCCAUUUUCCAUUAUCCACCAUCUCUCGUGACCUGUCUUCUUUCUUUCUCUCAACCCAAAUUGAUCGUCCGCGAAACCGCACCUCCGCAACCCACCCGCCCAGCUGCACGAUCGUCCGCUAAGGCGGUGAUAGGGAAGGCUGCGAAAUCGAGCUCCGCAGGAGGUUCGAAGGGAGCCGGAGAUCGAUGGUCCUAGGGUUUCGAUCCUGCCCGCGAUCGCCACUGGCCCACCGAAUCUCUUUGGUCAAUCCUUUCCGGCAAUUGGAAACUUAGGAAGAAGAAUAAGGGGGAGGAGGAGGAGGAGAAAUGGGGAGGGAGGGCGGAGACCCGAAUCGGGGAAAUCCGAACCGGGCGAGCCAGGGGAAAGAGGAGGAGGAGAUGAAGCUCUGGGGCGUUCUGGUCUUCGGCCUAAUUGGCGCCACAGCUACAACUUUGGCGGUUUCUCGUCUUCGGCAAACCGUAAAUUGGGUCUAUGCUCAGUUAACCAGGUCGCAUGAAUCGGCAAAAUCUUUCAGAACGGCUUUUCAAGAGGAUGCUUGGAAGAGAUACAACCGACGAAUGCAGGAGGCAUAUGAAGAAGAAAUGGAGAGAGUGGAGCGCAUAAAGCGUAUGCAGAGUGUGUUUAAUAGAGAAAGGAGUAAAUAUAAUAGGGGGUAUCAGAGCUGGAAUGAAAAUGAUGCUGGUGCAUAUAAUCAGCAAUUCCAGCGGGAUGAUUGGUAUUGGAAGGCAGAUACAUCAUCCAGAUAUCGAAGUACUAAUUUCAGGAGAGCUCCGAGGGAGAAUGCAAACUACCCAUUGUCACAUCAUUACUCUGUAUUGGGCCUUGAUAGGUCAAGGAAGACACCAUACACGGAUUCUGAGAUCAAGACGGCAUUUAGGGCCAAGGCAUUGGAGUUUCAUCCGGAUCAGAACCAGAAUAACAAAGUGGCUGCUGAGGCGAAGUUCAAAGAAGUAAUGGUGUCUUACGAGGCCAUAAAAAAAGAACGGGAAAAUACUAGGACCUAAAACAUUGGCUUAAUUCUGUCUAUGAUAUUCCAAUGAUUGACAUUGAAAUCCAAUAGCAGAUGAAGGAACGGUGCCAAUGCCCUACAUUGAAUUCCCAGGGACACCAACUGGGAAGAAGAUGCUGCGCCAGAUUACGAGUUUUGCAGAGUUACUGGGCAUUUCUUGGACUUGUGUCCUGAUACUAGGGCGUCCGAGCAGAAUAAAAUUAUGUCUUUUGACUUAGAGGUAUAAAACCACGUGAGACGUGAUUAGGGAAUGUUUAUGUAGAGCAUAAUUGUACAAUUGCACGGCAUGGCACUCUUUGUUGCCGAGAUGUCAUUGAAAGUAACCUAGCUCAUUUGAGCUGGGUAUUUUAUCCUUUUUUUUAUUCUUUUGGUUUUUCAACGAGGGUGAGCUUGGAGCCACAUGGAUCUACACAGUUUUUUUAUAUACGGUAAAGAAGAGGGCAUGGAGUUACUUGUAAAUCGCGAUUUGCUGGGGAAGGUUACUGCAAGCUUGUUUUC